ACAGCUCACUGUUGUUUUCUGUUUGUUGCAUUAAUUUAUUCCAUUCUAGUCUGCCCUUUGCUUUCUUCUGAAAUGGGGUGUGUUGGCAAAAUGACAAUAGCACUCUUUUAAAAAGGCAGAGCGUUGUUUAAUCUCACAUUAGCUCUGGUUGAAUUUACGGAAAGUGUUUCACUUAUUGCAGAAUUUGUACUUAGAACUUAUAAGCACUUAUUAUAAAAAGAAGCAGCAGCUUCACAAUUGUUCUCAAAAGCUAACUAGAGACAGCAAUUUCCAGGGACUGAGACGCACAGAUGCCAGCAAGACCAGUAUGUGUGAAUAGUGACUGUUGGACGAUAUGGGAAUGCAUAGGUUGCGCUAAUGUGUGAGGAACGGUGGUUUUGUUUUUGAAAUGUCACCUAUAGGAAGGAUGUGCACCAACUUCCUCUCCCUGGUCGCACGACACACCAAGGCAGCAUUCUGAAAGCAAAACUGAUCCAAUGGGGUCAAAAUAGAUUGCCUGCCUCAAUACAGCUCUCCAAAGAUCUUGCUUGGGAAUUUAGCAGAAAAGAAAAGAGUGAGUCCACAUUCCUCAGUGGAAUCUGCAAAAGGGAAGUAAACCCAGACUUCCUGUUUGCAAGGGGAAGGAAACCAAAGCAAUGGAGCCAAGCUUCCUCAAAGCUUUCCCAGAGUUUCAAGUCAAUGCAUUCUCAGACGAGGAGGACAUUGCGCAAGGAGAAAAGAGGAAAUACAUAAAGCCAACUUCUCGAAAUGACCCUAAACUAGAAGCUCUACAAACAUUCUUUAUGGAUUGGAUUAACACAACUCUGAAGCAUGAACACAUUGUGGUGAAAAGCCUUGAACAAGACAUGUAUGAUGGAUUAAUACUUCAUCAUCUCAUAGAGCAACUUGGAUCCCUCAGUCUGGAAGUAGAGGAAAUUGCAUUGACAGAGAAGAAACAAAAGCUUAAACUUGAAAUUAUUCUGAAAUCUGUGAACCAGUGUUUACAGCUAGAAGAAAGCAAACUGAAAUGGAGUGUAGACUCCAUCUUCAGGAAGGACCUGCUGUCCACGUUGCAUCUUCUGGUGGCCAUCGCUGGCCACUUUCAACCAGAGCUCGCUAUACCUCCGAACGUUAAGGUGGAUGUAAUAAACAUAGAGCAUACAGCGAACGGAUUUAAGACAGAAGAUGCAGUUGAGUACAUCACCGGGAACAGGGAACCUGACGAAAGUUCUUCACAAGCUGAAAUCUUUGAUGAAUUAAUGGCAUAUGCUCCAGAGAAAGUGGAUGCAGUGAAAGAGGUAUUUUUGAAGUUUGUCAACAGACAUGUUGGGAAGUUAGGACUAAGUGUGAAAGACAUUGACUCUCAGUUUGCAGACGGGGUUAUUUUACUCUUGCUAAUUGGGCAGCUUCAGGGCUAUUUCCUGAAUCUGGGAGAUUUCUUCCUGAAACCAAGUUCCCCUGCAGAAAUGGUACACAAUGCAAGCCUUGCAGUAGACUUGCUAAUGGACGGAGGCCUUCUGAAUGUACCUAUCAACCCUGAAGAUCUCGUGAACCGAGAUAUGAAGACCACGUUACUAGUCUUGUAUUGCCUAUUUUCCAAAUACAAGACCAAAGAGGCAUGAAGUACAGAAAUCAAAAGGCCUAUGCCAUAUUUGCUAGUGAAUAGUCUAAUUUUCAGUGCCGAUAAUUGUUUGAUGCUUUGCAUCUACAUACAACUGAUACAUAUUGUAUGCGUACAUGAGAAUAUGUUUCAUUAACCUAAACUUGGUGGAUGCUGACAUUUACUGGUAAUUCUUAAGGUUUUACGAGGGUCAGAAGGAAAUGGCAGGUAAGACUUAAAAGAAAUCAGCAUGGCAUUUGAACAUCUACUGAACGCAGUUUGUAUUCUUGUUGGCACCUGUCUGUCUUGAGAGACAAUGGAGUGUGCCUCUGGGGGUGAAGUCAAACCGUUGUGUUUGCAGCACCAAAGUCGCCUUCCUGAGGCACAAGCCUGGGCCACGUGUCUGGAGGUCCUGGGCUGCCCAGAUGACAAGACCACCCUAUGUGGUCCAAAGGAAAGCAGAGCAGUAUGUUUGGCACCAGCUUGGCUGCAGGAGUUGCUGGGGGGGGGGGACAUACAAUACACCAUCCAACAGUCUUAGGGAUGCUACUCUGGGUUUGUAUAGGGUUUACUCCUUGGUCUUUUCUUCCUAUGAAGCUAUCCUGCAAGGCAGCAAAGGUUUAGAAUCAGAGUUUUCCUUCUCCUAGCUGGGCUACCUUCCAGGUUGACAAGCCCCACCUGCACCUAACUUCCCUCUACAGCAUGUGCAGAAACCACCUUCUUGACCAUUGGAUCCACUAUUGGUCUCACCUGCUCCAUCUGCUGGAGCCUGUCUCCACAUGCAGGAAAAGUCCCUAGCUCAUCAAAGGUUUGAAAUCCAUUAGCUACCCUCACCCGGUUUAGCCAGCCAGUUGAAGCAGUUCCUGAGGUGUGGCCACUGUCAUAUGCUGACAGCUUCUAGGAGUGUAUGGUGGGGACCAAAGGUGGACAAACAACUGCAGAAAGAGCACGACAUAUCUACCCUACAGAGGUACUACCCCUCCCCUAAUAUCCCCAUACAGCCCCAAUGCACUUUGUAGUCUUUGACAUUUAGUUAUGCACAUAAUAUUUUCCCCUGUGCACGUUUUAAAAUCUUCAGAAUUACCAGUAAAUGCCUGUAUUCACUGUUCAGUAAUAUGUGUGUUUUUGUUGAUGCCAGUAUUAUAGCCUCACCAAUUUUGAUGUCCUUAAUAAGAUUCAGAUUUGUAUAGCUAUAAAGUUCUUAGAUGAUGUGCAGUCUCCUGGCCAUAGCUUUUCCUCCAGAUUUAAUUAUUUCCCCAUAAUUUCUCCCAAGAUGUCUGCAUGUAUAUCAAUAAAAAGUUUCUGGUGCA
This is a messenger RNA of Podarcis raffonei (Aeolian wall lizard), 2889 nucleotides long. RefSeq names its product parvin gamma (gene PARVG). Gene Ontology annotation, cellular component: focal adhesion; actin cytoskeleton; cytoplasm. Bases 636 to 1601 code for a protein of 321 amino acids. Gene Ontology annotation, molecular function: actin binding. NCBI's taxonomy places the organism in Eukaryota, Metazoa, Chordata, Lepidosauria, Squamata, Lacertidae. The record is from RefSeq and is a predicted model, not a curated record. The transcript has 14 exons. Gene Ontology annotation, biological process: actin cytoskeleton organization; cell projection assembly; establishment or maintenance of cell polarity.